Messenger RNA from Oncorhynchus masou masou (cherry salmon), 7194 nucleotides. Its product is annotated as zinc finger protein 804A-like. Bases 1227 to 5510 code for a protein of 1427 amino acids. NCBI's taxonomy places the organism in Eukaryota, Metazoa, Chordata, Actinopteri, Salmoniformes, Salmonidae. Gene Ontology annotation, cellular component: nucleus. The transcript is spliced from 4 exons. The record is from RefSeq and is a predicted model, not a curated record.
AGAGCCCUUUCCUCGACCAGUGGCUCUCUUUCAUUGGCUCGGUGCACUGGACCGGCAAACAGGAAACACUACAACACCAUGCCUGUUUCUGUCGCUACAUCAAGUCUCUACCACUACCGCUGCUACUACCUCGCAUCAUCUUCACUAGAACCAGCCAGCACUCAGACAGACGAUCAGAGAGAGAGAGAGCGGGGAGCCCCCUGAAAGACAGACUCGGCGGAGUAAAGAAACAAGAGACUGUGGCUGAGGCUGGACCAGGGUUACGACGCUACAGACUGACGCCAAGCAUCUGCUGUGUUUCUGUUCCUGCUGCUGGAACUCCAUGCGAGAGGAGAACAAGUGGAGCGGCGGAAAGAGAGAACUGCUGCUGAGAGUCUGGAAGAGCUGGAAGACGGAAAACAAAGCCCACGUAGCAACACCGCUCUGAAGUGGCUCAGGAGAGACAUACUGACUGACUCUCAAGUGGCUCAAGAGAGACAGACUGACUGACUCUCAAGUGGCUCCAGAGAGACAGACUGACUGACUCUCAAGUGGCUCCAGAGAGACAGACUGACUGACUCUGAAGUGGCUCCAGAGAGACAGACUGACUGACUCUCAAGUGGCUCAAGAGAGACAGACUGACUGACUCUCAAGUGGCUCCAGAGAGACAGACUGACUGACUCUGAAGUGGCUCAAGAGAGACAGACUGACUGACUCUCAAGUGGCUCCAGAGAGACAGACUGACUGACUCUCAAGUGGCUCAAGAGAGACAUACUGACUGACUCUCAAGUGGCUCAAGAGAGACAGACUGGCUAACUCUGAAGUGGCUCAAGAGAGACAGACUGACUGCUGCUCCAGUGGAUGCUCAAGACCACGUUGUGACGCUCCAAGACUCACUGACACGAGGGUUGGCUUCUCCCAACACACCUGACUGAAGGACUGACCCUCGGGUUGUGACCAGAGCAGUGGCUCAUGCAGACACCACACACCAGGACAUAAAGGGAGUUAGUUCUUCUCGACCUGUAGAACCUGUAGAACCUGUAGAACCUGUAGAAUUCUCUUUGACGUCUGACUGUCAGCGUAUGGAACACUGAAUGAACCUCCCCGUUAAAAGGACUUCGGUUCAGGUUCUGUAGCUCUACGGCCAGACUCUUGUAGUUGUAAGACUUGAUUGUUUUUGCUUCUCUUGAUUCUGACUGUUUGUCUGUGCGCUCAGUGGAAGACCCCCCCUUCCAGCUCUGUGCCUCAUGGCUUGCUACUACAUAGUCAUCAGUUCUACUCACCUCAGCAACGGCCACUUCAGGAACAUCAAGGGAGUUUUCCGCGGACCCCUCAGCAAGAAUGGCAACAAGAACUUGGACUACGCGGAGAAGGAGAGGACGACGACCAUGGCCAAGGCCUUGGAGGACCUGAAGGCCAACUUCUACUGUGACCUGUGUGACAAGCAGUACUACAAGCAUCAGGAGUUUGACAACCACAUUAACUCUUAUGACCAUGCUCACAAACAGAGGCUGAAGGAGCUGAAGCAGAGAGAAUUUGCCCGGAACGUGGCCUCUAAGACCAGGAAGGAUGAGCGGAAACAGGAGAGAGCACUCCGGAGGAUGCAUGAGCUGGCCGAACAACGCAGAGAGGUUCAUUGCGCUCCAGGCAGUGGCCCCAAGUUCAAGUCCACUACGGUGGCAGUGGAGGGCAGAGACAUCUGUACCGGUGGCCCUUCAGAGGAGUCCAACAACUCCACAGUUCUGGAGACAGGAACCCACAACUACACCAGCACCGGCACUGGCCUGGCCACCAACAGCAAGACCCAGAAAACACUAUACUGGCCUUACACGGGAAAGGCCAAGAAACAGACUUACAACAGGCACAAAAUAGCAUUCUCAUUCUCCUUCCCAAAGAAAGCAUCCAUGAAGCUGAAAUCUUCGGCCUCCGUGUUCUGUGACAACACAGAGGAGGGUUCCAAAGAAUGUGUCAGAAGACAGAAGCUCAGAAUGCCCCUUGUUGAGUUGAACAUUCUGGACUCUCCUACUGCAGAGGAAAAGGGACUGGGUCAUGGGACUGUGGAGGCUAUUGACACACAGCCUGGUGAUCUCAGCUCAAACAGUGUUAGUUUUAGUGAGUGGAGCCAGAGGCCAUCAGAUGCACUAGCCACGUCCGACAUCCCGAUGCCACCACAGUGCUCACAUUUGUGUUCUGUGCUAGUUAACUCUGAGGAUAUGGCCAGACCGUAUGUGUCCUCCGUCUCCCAAUUACCUGCAUCCCCAGGUAACCCAGACACAGUACUAGAUAGACCGAACUCUGAGGAAACACAGAGAAACAGCCCAACAGAGGCCGAGCCGGAAACAAGCAAACUCCAACAAGAUCAUAAAAUAGAGGAGAGUGUCUGUGGGGAAGAGGACUCCUCCAUUAGCAGUUUCUCUUCUGAUUUCCUCUCCGGUUCUGAUGGUCCCCCUGAGAACGGCUUCUCCUCUCAAUCCUCUCAGUGUCCUGGGACUGUGAGAGAGGAACAGAAAGGAGAAGACAUUACAGUGGUGGUGAAGACCCUGUCUUUCACCAAGCCCAGCCAGCCCUUCUUCUCUGUGCUCAGCAGAGAUGGAAACACUGUUCUCCAGUGGCCUACAGAGAUGUUGACCUUCACCAGGACAGAGCCCUGUCUCUCCUACAGCUGCAACCCCCUCCAUUUUGACUUUAGGGCCUCACAGCAGUGGCAGAGCAGGGCGAAGGUUAGUGUUGGUGACAGUCAGAGUAAUUUAUCUGUGGCUUUGUGUAUCAGCUCAACCUCUGUCUGCGCUGAGGAACCAACAGAUGUUGACAACAAGCACAACAACAAGGCCUGCUCUGGCCCAAACCAUCAGAGCCCUAUCAGAGACGGCAGGGAGGCAGUGAAGAGGAAGGAUUGUCUCAUAUGUGAGCACCACACGAGUGACACAGACACAGAAAGUUGCAGCUUGCGACUUAAGAGACACAGCAGUGACGGAUAUAGUAGGCACUCAAAAGGUAGGACUCAAUCUGAGAAAAGAGCAGCAGGUGGCGAGAAAUGGAAAUCCAGAGACAGGCGCCAUUAUAGGAGCCACAAGAAGAAGGGGAGGAGGAGGAGGAGGAGGGGGAUGAGAGGAGGGGGUGAGGAAGAAGAGGAGCACCACAGAGAGAGGGAGACGGAUGGAGGGUUGGAGAGCAAUACAGAGAAAUGCAACAAAUUUCAGAGACGGUCUGAGUGUUGGGAAGGACUUGAUAGCCAAUUUAGAGUCCCCACUUCACAGCAAGUGCAGCCAUUAGAGAAGUCAAAGCAAUCGGCUGAGGACAGUGGCUGCGCUGCUCCCUUUGCUGCGGAGGACAGGGAGACGGAGAGAGAGAGGGAGAGGAAGCGUGUGGUGGAGAGGGACCGGGUUGUGGAGAGGGAGGAAGAGAGAAGAAGACAGGAAACAGCAGGCAGAGUAAACGGCUCAGCGGGCAGCCUCAGCCUCUCGGAUGAAAAGGUGUUUGGGAAGAGCGUCAGGAGAGACCCGGUCCAUCCAUCAACAGAACAGAUAAACACUGCAGGGCAUGGCUCAAAGAGCUCCCAGAGUCAGAACGACACCCCUUGCCCUGAGAAACCUCCUGGGGUUGUUAGACAAAACCCAAGCAGAGUGAUGACAGUCACGGCACCAGAGAGCUUAGUCACCAUUACCCAAAAAGUAAGCAUGGCCCUUUCACCCGAGAGGCUUGGUGAAGACUUGUGUGAGAGCAGGGCCCUGAAACGGAAAAGGACAGCAUCAAUGUCUCUGGCUGAUAAGGAGCAGGGCCUUGACCUCCAGGGUCCAUGCACUCAGUGUCAGCCAGCUGUAAUGGUAGAGCCCAGUAGGCCAGUCCUAUGUACCCAGUGUCAGUCAACUGUGGAAGAGUCCAAUUGGCCAGAUGGUUCAAUGGGUGAGGAGCGGUCUGCUUGGUCUUGCUGUGUUUCUUGUGGUGGGGAGGGGAGACAGAGGAAGAGACAGAGAGCGUCCAGUUAUACUCCUCACAUCUCAGACCUUCCUGUAGGUCACAAUGUUCUCAUCGCAGACCUUCCUGUAGGUCACAAUGUUCACAUCUCAGACCCUCCUGUAGGUCACAAUGUUCACAUUUCAGACCCUCCUGUAGGUCACAAUGUUCACAUCUCAGACCCUCCUGUAGGUCACAAUGUUCUCAUCUCAGACCCUCCUGUAGGUCACAAUGUUCACAUUUCAGACCCUCCUGUAGGUCACAAUGUUCACAUCUCAGACCCUCCUGUAGGUCACAAUGUUCACAUCUCAGACCCUCCUGUAGGUCACAAUGUUCACAUGGCAGAACCUCCUCUGGACGUACUGUCGGUUGACAGAUGUGAGCUGAACGUCCAGAGUGAGAAUCUAGUGAAUACAGCUGUGGAAUAUCUUGAGGUUAAAGGUCAACUUGCCAGCUGCAGUGCCUUGAGUCAGCCAGCUGUAGAGCACGACAGUAAGUCAAUGGGAGGCUCUCCUCGGCUCCAGAUUCAGAACAAUGUUCCCGGCAUGAAAGAAGAAUGUUCCUUGUCUCCCUCUCAAACUGGACCUGUAAGAGAUCCCCCAAAUCCCCCAGAAAUAAUUGGUAUUACUAAUGAAAACAAAAACAACACUGUUUGCCUCCCCAACUCUUCCACUGUUUCUCUCCCGAUCAUGGUACGUCAUAUAGGAAUGGGUAACAUGGGACAAGAUUGUAUAACAAGGAAAUCAGUGGCAGUGGCUGCCCAGGUCAGUCCACUGGGUGUGAGAGAGAUCAUCCCCCUGUCCAUCCCACAGAUGUUUCACAGACAGAAAACCAGUUUGGACAAGUCAUGUCAGCACAGUCCCCAGAGCCACCCCACCCACCAGGAGUGCCACAGCCCCCAGCAUACCCAGAUUCAGAGGUUUCAUCCUGGGGUUAGGGUUCAGGACGAGAGAGGGUUCAUGGAGAGCCUGAGUCCUGGCGUUACUAACGUUACAGCUGGCCCCUUCCACAAUCACAGACCACCAUGUUUCCAUCCGCAUCACCUGCCUGACGGUAUGGAGAAACACCACUGUCUCGUUCAGAUCCAGACCCACAGGCACGUCCUACACCACCAUCAGCAACAUCAGAUGUUCCCUGGAAAGAUGAAGCAAGUUCUGUCUGGGUCUCCUGUCGCGGUGUCCACCUCCUGUCCUCCCAUGCUCCAUCCCGUCCACCUGUCUCCAUCCCCCAUGUCCCCCAUGCCAACCAGGUCCAUCACUAUCCGACACACCAUUCUCCAUCACCAGCAUCACCACCGUGCAGCCUUCCUCCCUGCUCACCCCCAACCAACUCUCUUACCCCAUGUUCUUCCUGUCCCAGUCAGCAGCCUGCCUAUUGGGGCAGAAAUGUGUCCCUCUGGCCCCUACCCACCUCCUUUUGUGACCUCACCACCACAACUCUCGGUAAUGGCCCCGCCCAGUUUACACCACCACCCAAUGGCGAUGACAUUCCACGCCAUGCCCCGUCCAGCCAUGUUCCCUUCCAUGCUGCAGCCACACCCACAUCCCACUGUCAUCCCUCUACAGCCCAUGUUUUGAUGACAUCACAUCCCACUGUCAUUCGGGCUACAGUCCAUGUUUUGAUGACAUCACAUCCCACUGUCAUCCCUCUACAGCCCAUGUUUUGAUGACAUCACAUCCCACUGUCAUCCGGGCUACAGUCCAUGUUUUGAUGACAUCACAUCCCACUGUCAUCCAUCUACAGCCCAUGUUUUUGAUGACAUCACAUCCCACUGUCAUCCGGGCUACAGUCCAUGUUUUGAUGACAUCACAUCCCACUGUCAUCCGGCUACAGUCCAUGUUUUGAUGACAUCACAUCCCACUGUCAUCCGGCUACAGUCCAUGUUUUGAUGACAUCACAUCCCACUGUCAUCCGGGCUACAGUCCAUGUUUUGAUGACAUCACAUCCCACUGUCAUCCGGCUACAGUCCAUGUUUUGAUGACAUCACAUCCCACUGUCAUCCGGGCUACAGUCCAUGUUUUGAUGACAUCACAUCCCGCUGUCAUCCGGCUGCAGUCCGUGUUUUGAUGACAUCACAUCCCGCUGUCAUCCGCGCUACAGUCCAUGUUUUGAUGACAUCACAUCCCACUGUCAUCUCAUUGCUGGACAUGUUUUGAUGACAGCGUCAUGUAACAUGCCACUGCAGGAAGUAAAGCUUUCAAUUUUUUUUUUGUUAUUUUACUUACAACUAUUAUUUCAAAUGGGGGCGAAAGCAACAACAAACAAAAAGUUACUGUCAAUUUCAUCUCGUACUUAAAGUAGUCUUUUCUUCACGUAACAUCCCGAAACCUGCUGUAACAAUGGAAAGGCUUCUGUAGUAGCCUAUUCCGAGUGAUAAGUGAUACUCAUUCAUACAAUACUAUCCAGAAAUAGUUCCUUUAGAGUGACAAUCAAGCAUAACUACAGAAUUAGAACGUGUGCAAUACUAAAAAACCAGUCUGAAGAAGAUUAAUUAUUAGAGUGUCCUCUACACUGUAUUUCUUUUGCUAGUGAAGUGCUUCAAUAGUCUACCUUUAAGGGCAUUACAUGCAAUACUAGUUCAAUUAAACAUGAACAUGAGCACAGUCCGUUUUUUAGUGCAAACGGUAGAUGCGGAAGAGUUUCACUCUACGUUUAUUUUGUUUCCUAAAGACAAUUAAUUCACAAAACACUCUAUUGUACAGCAUUCCCUCCGUAGUUUCAGACACAGCCCCCCCCCCAAAAAAAAUAAUAUAUAUAUAUUUGGCAAGUAAAGUAUGCAUUGAAAGAAUGGGUCUGAACUGUGGCUGUCCUUAUAUGGACACGGUAUGGCGACAUAUGUUAGAUUUUAUACAUUAGAUUUUUUUUAAAGUGUCAGUGUCUCUGUAAUCACAUAGCCCUGAUUGAUUCUGUACCUAAAUCUGCUUACCAAGUGGUCGCAAAUGCUUCCCCAUAGGCCUUCUCCAUGUAAUUGUAAUACAGUAGAUGAUGAACACUGUUCUACCGUUCUGCAACUAAUUCAACUUGAUUUAAAAAAUAAAUUAAAAAAAAAUGUUGUACAUUGUUGUAAAUUAGCCAUAUUUAUAAUUCACUUGCAGGAUUUAUUGUAAGAUAUAAUUCUGAUUUUAUAGUGCAAGUUACCCCUUUAUGUAAUAUCAUCAUUAUUUAGAUACAACUAUGUUUUUACUUAGGUUUUGUCAACAGAAUGAUGUUGAGGUAAAAAUAAAUAAAAUGUAAAACAAAUGUAAUUAAAAUAAAAAAUAU